AUGGGCAACCAGCAGUCAAGCACCGGAGGAGGAGCGCCCGGUGAUGAUAAGAACAAGAAGGCUGGGGACAAGAAGGAUAAACCAAAGUACGAGCCACCGCCACAACCUACCACGCGCAUUGGCAGGAAGAAGAAGAAGCAGGCCGGCCCCAGCGCUGCCGCGAAGCUCCCCACUGUCUACCCGACCGCACGAUGCAAGCUGCGUUACCUACGAAUGCAGCGCAUCCACGAUCACUUACUGCUCGAGGAAGAAUAUGUCGAGAACCAGGAGCGGCUGAGGAAAGCCAAGGCUGUCAAGGAAGGCAAUGCGCCUGCUCCUUCUAGCGCCGAGGGUGCCGAAGACAGGAAUGCAGACGAGCGGUCGCGGGUAGACGACAUGCGUGGUAGCCCCAUGGGUGUCGGCAACCUGGAGGAACUCAUCGACGACGAUCACGCCAUCGUGUCCAGCGCUACCGGCCCCGAAUACUACGUCUCCAUCAUGUCGUUCGUUGACAAGGACCUUCUGGAACCAGGUGCCAGCAUCUUGCUGCAUCACAAGUCGGUGUCGGUGGUUGGUGUGCUCACAGACGACGCAGAUCCGCUGGUAUCGGUCAUGAAGCUGGACAAGGCGCCCACAGAAUCAUACGCAGAUAUUGGUGGUUUGGAGCAACAGAUUCAGGAAGUGCGAGAAGCUGUUGAACUUCCCCUUCUGCACCCAGAGCUGUACGAGGAGAUGGGCAUCAAGCCUCCGAAAGGUGUCAUUCUCUACGGUGCUCCUGGUACCGGAAAGACACUCUUGGCGAAGGCGGUGGCAAACCAGACCAGCGCUACUUUUCUGCGUAUCGUAGGAAGUGAGCUGAUUCAAAAGUACCUAGGAGACGGUCCGAGGUUAGUGCGACAGCUGUUCCAGACUGCUGCAGAGAAUGCGCCUUCCAUUGUCUUCAUCGACGAGAUUGACGCCAUUGGUACGAAAAGAUACGAGUCAACAUCUGGAGGAGAGCGUGAAAUUCAGCGAACCAUGUUGGAGCUUCUCAACCAGCUUGAUGGGUUUGAUGAUCGUGGGGAUGUCAAGGUCAUCAUGGCUACCAACAAGAUUGAGACGCUGGAUCCCGCCCUGAUUCGUCCUGGACGUAUUGACAGGAAGAUUCUCUUUGAAAAUCCGGAUCAAACGACCAAGAAGAAGAUCUUCACUCUCCAUACAUCCAAGAUGUCGCUCAACGAGGACGUUGAUCUUGACGAGUUUAUCAACCAGAAAGACGAUCUUUCUGGUGCUGACAUCAAGGCCAUCUGCUCCGAAGCCGGUCUCAUGGCGCUGCGCGAGCGAAGGAUGCGUGUCAACAUGGAAGACUUCCGCACUGCCAGGGAGAGGGUACUGAAGACCAAGACUGAGGGCGAGCCAGAGGGUCUAUACUUGUAA
Plenodomus lingam JN3 is the source of this 1395-nucleotide messenger RNA. RefSeq names its product 26S protease regulatory subunit (gene MTS2). Gene Ontology annotation, molecular function: ATP hydrolysis activity; ATP binding; proteasome-activating activity. NCBI's taxonomy places the organism in Eukaryota, Fungi, Ascomycota, Dothideomycetes, Pleosporales, Leptosphaeriaceae. Gene Ontology annotation, biological process: proteasome-mediated ubiquitin-dependent protein catabolic process. Gene Ontology annotation, cellular component: proteasome regulatory particle, base subcomplex. The record is from RefSeq and is a predicted model, not a curated record.